Scleropages formosus (Asian bonytongue) is the source of this 3778-nucleotide messenger RNA. It is a transcript of the gene enc2, whose product is annotated as ectodermal-neural cortex 2. Gene Ontology annotation, cellular component: cytoplasm; Cul3-RING ubiquitin ligase complex. Gene Ontology annotation, molecular function: protein binding. Lineage: Eukaryota; Metazoa; Chordata; Actinopteri; Osteoglossiformes; Osteoglossidae. The coding region runs from base 222 to 2099 and encodes 625 amino acids. Gene Ontology annotation, biological process: ubiquitin-dependent protein catabolic process. The record is from RefSeq and is a predicted model, not a curated record. The transcript has 4 exons.
UUGUGAUUUGUGAACGUGACGGCUGCGGUAGCGCUUGCUCAGCAGUUGUCGCGGUAGUUCGGGCUGUUUCCCUGUAAUUUCGAAGGUUCUCGGUUCGAAUCCGCCUCCUGCUGUGGACUCCUAACCCAACGCGGUGCCCUGACUGAAUUGCCUGGUCCAAGGACUGCUCUAGCUGCCCGGCCUAUAGAGGGACCCCCACUGGGACAGGCUGUGGGGCACAGAUGCAGCCCCCACCGCGGCUCUUCACUGUCAAUGCCUGUGCCUGGGUCAGCAGUCUCUGCCGCCUUGGACAUUUGGGGGCGAGUGAAUCGCUGGAGGUUCCAGAAACCAUGUCUGUCAGUGUCCAUGAGAACCGCAAGUCCCGCACCAGCACAGGGUCCAUGAACAUCUCGCUGUUCCACAAGCCUUCCCACCCCGACAGUGUACUCACUCACCUCAACACCCUUCGCAAGCAGUGCAUGUUCACAGAUGUGACACUGUGGGCCGGAGAGCGCUCCUUCCCCUGCCACCGCGCUGUGCUGGCUGCCUGCAGCCGCUACUUUGAGGCCAUGUUCAGCGGGGGCCUGCGUGAGAGUAUGGACGAUGAGGUCAACUUCCACGACUCUGUGCACCCUGAAGUACUGGAACUGCUGUUGGACUUUGCCUACUCCUCACGUCUGGUUAUCAAUGAGGAGAAUGCCGAGUCGUUGCUAGAGGCCGGCGAUAUGCUACAGUUCCACGAUAUCCGUGAUGCUGCUGCUGAGUUUCUGGAGCACAACCUGCACCCGUCCAACUGCCUGGGCAUGAUGCUGCUCUCAGAUGCUCACCAGUGUAAACACCUCUAUGAACUCUCCUGGCGCAUGUGCCUAGUGCACUUUGAGGCUGUGCGGGACUCGGAGGACUUCCACAGCCUCUCCAAGGACAAGCUUCUGGACCUCAUUCUCAGCGAUGAGCUAGAGAUUGAGGAUGAGCAGGUGGUGUUCCAUGCUGUGAUGCGCUGGGUGCACUAUGAUCUGGAGGGCCGGAGGGAACACCUUCCUGAGCUUCUGAAGGGGAUUCGCUUGGCACUGCUACCCUCAGAGUGCUUGAUUGAGGCUGUGGCCUGUGAGGAACUGGUCAUGUCAGAUAAGCGUAGUCGACAGAUCGUGGAGGAGGCCAUACAGUGCAAGAAGAAGAUCCUGCAGAAUGACGGAGUUGUCACCAGCCCCUGUGCCCGUCCACGAAAAGCUGGCCACACGCUGCUCAUUCUAGGAGGCCAGACGUUCAUGUGUGACAAAAUCUAUCAAGUGGACCACAAGGCCAAGGAAAUCAUACCCAAGUCAGACCUACCUAGUCCCAGGAAGGAGUUCAGUGCCUGUGCCAUUGGGUGCAAGGUUUAUGUGACUGGGGGCAGGGGAUCUGAGAAUGGGGUCUCAAAGGAUGUUUGGAUAUAUGACACGGUCCACGAAGAGUGGUCCAAAGGCGCACCAAUGCUGAUUGCACGCUUCGGCCAUGGCUCUGCAGAGUUGGAGAACUGUCUGUAUGUUGUGGGGGGACACACAGCCAUUGCAGGUGUAUUUCCCGCUUCUCCAUCUGUGUCCCUCAAGCAGGUGGAGCGCUAUGACCCCCUGACCAACAAGUGGACCAUGAUGGCCCCACUAAGGGACGGCGUCAGCAACGCAGCUGUAGUAAGUGCGAGACUGAAGCUAUUUGUCUUUGGAGGCACCACCAUCCACAGGGACAAAGCAUCCAAAGUGCAGUGCUACGAGCCAGCAGAGAACCGCUGGGUCGUUGCAGCUGAGUGUCCACAGCCCUGGCGGUACACAGCCGCUGCUGUCCUGGGCAGCCAGAUCUUCAUCAUGGGUGGUGACACAGAGUUCACUGCUGCCUCUGCCUACCGCUUUGACUGCGACAACAACCAGUGGACACGCAUAGGUGACAUGACAUCGAAGCGCAUGAGUUGCCAUGCUGUGGCAUCAGGCAACAAGCUCUAUGUAGUUGGUGGCUACUUUGGAACCCAGAGAUGCAAGACCUUAGAUUGUUACGAUCCUACCUCGGAUAGUUGGAAUAGUAUCACCACUGUGCCUUACUCUCUCAUUCCCACUGCAUUUGUUAGCACCUGGAAACACUUGCCAGCUUAACACCACCUCAGUGGUUCAGGAGUGGUUGAUUAAAAUGAUACCGUAUUUCCCUCCACCACCAUGAUCAGUAGAGGGACUUCACUUCCAGCUCUGGUCUGCUGUAGGCAUCCAGGACCCGAGUUCUUCUGGGAUUGGCCAGAGCUGCUUCGAGUGCUGCCUGGCAGUUGCUUCCCCCCCCUCCCAGACCCAAACAGACCCGAGCCAUGCCAGGCCUGAUGGGAGCCAAGCCUUGGGGUAGUAGCCAGAUUGGGACCAGUACUCUAGCAUCGCACAGCCCAACCCUAUACCUUUGCUUCCUGCUGGAGUGUCAGUUGCCAUGGGGAUGGACUUCACAGAACAUUGCUUUGUUGCAGCUUUUUUCCCUGAGCUCCCACAACGUAUCUUCCUGCUGAGGAGUCUAACAGGAAACGACGGAACUGAAGCCAGAUUUCGGGUUCUUGUUCUGUUGCUUCAUUUCAGUCUUGAUUUUUAAUCAUUACACCUGCACAGGGUUCUUACAGUUCAGAGGCCCCCAUGAUCUACAGCAGUUGCUUUAUGAAACAUGGGACAACUGCAUACAGACAUGGCCUGGCCCAGAAAAUGAUGUUUAAUGGGAAAUGCAAAAAAGUCAAGGAAAAAGUUUUUUUAAACAGAAUGACUUUUCAGUCAGUAGUAAAUGGGGUGAUAUCCAUAAAGCAUUUGACUUUUUACAUCAUGUUUUACUUAAACCAAUGGUCAUUAUUAGCAAUGCGGAUUGUGGAGCAUCUGAAAUUCGCAAACAUAAGCAAUCUGGACCAAAUUCAUAGUUGCUCCUCAGCACAAAUCUACUGUAGAAUUUUAGUCAUUGACUUCAAUAUUAAUAUGCAUAUUUUGCAAUUAAUAUAUACAUCUAUUACAUAUGUAUGAUUUGCACAUGGCACUGUAUUGCUUGACAUUGGUCAACGGGGUACUGCUGAAGCUUUGUUACUGCAGAUUUUUCAGAAUCUGAUUUUUUGAACAAACUAUUUGAAUAAGGACUUGCUCUCAAGUGUUGAAUUUUUGUGACCUUCAGGCUUUGCAAAAGUUUUUAAGAGCCUGAAUUUUUUUUAGGAAAAAAAAAUUUACUGAAGCUUUUGUUGAAAUGAAUUGUAACAUAGGUAUUUUGUGUGUGCCAAUGGGAUGGAAGCAUUGGGGGGGAUCUGAAACAUGAUUGGCUUAAUCAUGGAUUGAAUUCUGUGCUUAAUAUUUGUUAGUGCUGAAAAUUUUCAUUGUUGAAUUAACUAGAGAGAUUCAUUUCCUAUAAAUUCAGUUCCGCAUGGUAAGGAUGGCAUAUGUGAACAAGUACAACUUUGCUUCUGUUUGCAUCUUACCUCUCAUACCAAUGCACCUUUGUGCUUUGAAGUAAAAAAUAAAGAACAAGCCUUUUGUUUAAGAUAUCAUCUAAGAUGAGUCCUACCUGACUUCAUGCAACUACAGAUUUCAACAGCUACUAACUUUCGAUCGUCCUCAGAUGCCCAUCUAACAUAAGGAAUGUCUUAGUCUUCCUAACCUUAUAAAGUAAUGCUUUCCCUAAAACACCUUUCUAAGGUGAAUUGUCAUAACUUGCAAUGGAAGUCAAAAGUUUAGUGCAUUCUGAGCUCCAAAAUUGACACCCACUUAGGCUCAUACAUUGCAAAAUCCUGUUAAAAUUGACUGUUUCAAUAUUUAACAGAUGAGACAAG